Rattus norvegicus (Norway rat) is the source of this 1379-nucleotide messenger RNA. Lineage: Eukaryota; Metazoa; Chordata; Mammalia; Rodentia; Muridae. The record is from RefSeq and is a predicted model, not a curated record.
UUGAGCAUAUCAACAUGUUCUGGGGCCUGUUUUUAAAUGUCUGUUUUAUUUCUCAUUGCAAGUUUGCUUCUAGCCAUAUAAAGGAGGGCCUGAUCAUGGAGCAGGACCCAGAGUGCCGAGACUCUAUCGAGAACUUUACCACUGACUAUAAGAUCAUAAGAACCCUGGGAAGGGGACGAUUUUCAGUCAUAAAAAUGGCCUACCACGUCCCAACCCUCACCUGUGUAGCUAUAAAAGUUCUCAAGAACACCGAGAAGUGCUCCUCAGUGAUGAGCAGGGAAGUUGACAUUCUAAAGUCCCUGGGCCAUCCUCAUAUCAUCAAGGUGGUCGAAGUGGUCCAGACAAGAGAGGCCACCCACCUGGUCAUGGAGCAUGCCUCUCAGGGAGACCUACUGGACCGAAUCCGGGAAUGUGGAUAUUUAAAAUCGUGGGAGGCCCGAAGAAUGUUUAGACAGAUAUUAGAGGCAGUACAAUUCUGCCAUGACAAUAAUAUUGUCCACCGAGACAUAAAGGCCAACAACAUUUUGAUAGACGGAAGGUCGAAUGCCAAGCUCUGUGAUUUUGGCCUAGCUGCUAAAACACUUCCUGGGCAGAAGCUGAUUGAUUUCUGUGGCACGCUGCCAUACUGUGCGCCAGAAUUCUUUGAAGCUGAGGAAUAUGAGGGCCGCCCAUUUGACGUAUGGAGUGUAGGUGUCCUCCUCUUCUUCAUGGUGACUGGGCACUUGCCUUUCCUAGGCAAGUCAUUUGCAGAGGUGAGGAGACAAAUCAGUUCAGCCAAUUUCAGCAUUCCGCCUCACGUUGCCAACGAUAUUUUCAAUGUUAUAGUGGAAAUGCUGAUGAUAAAUCCCAGCAGGAGGCCCAGCAUCCAGCAAAUUAUGAUGCGCCCCAUGAUCAAAGACAGCCAGGCCUACUCACCACCGACAUCCAUACAGACGUUCACAGGAACACCAAGCCCUAGCAUCAUCAAAGCCAUGAGAGUCAUGAGGCAUACACCUGAGAAAAGCACUGAGUCUCUGAUAGACCAAAAUAUCAAUGAGGUGCUCGCAACAUACUUGAUUCAACAGCACAAGCCACUCAGGAAAGUCUGCACACACCACCAAGUGGAGCCAGGUGUAGAAGAUCUUCACUCCUUCCCUCGUUUUCUUAAGAGAAAGGGACCUCUUUUCUCCUCCUUCACCUUGUCCUCAAAUUCAUCCAAUAUGCGGGAGAACGAGGAUAGGAAGAAUUUCAGGAAGGUUGUCAGAAGGCAUGAUGUGGGCUACCAGCAAACAAGGACCAACACUCUCCACCUCGACCGCCUGGACUGUCCUAUAGCUGAAGAAUUCAAGGAUAACAGGCUGCAAAUCAGGAAGACAUUCUCAGACUCCAAGACUGUGUUG